AUGGAAAUUGUGAACAUUGAGGACGGUCAAGCUGACCAAGUAGCGGUAAUACGAAAGAAAAGUAUUUGGGCGAAAAUAAAUAACAGAACAACAUACAGUUAUUUAGUCAACAUUGUAAUUUCAAUAAUUUUGUUGACGUCUUUGGUGUUAGUCUUGUAUUUUUUUAAAGAAUAUUUAAAAACGAUUUUAUAUUGGGUUGAUGCUCAAGACCCAAGGAUUGUGUUCUUAUUGUUUAUGGGAUUAUUUUUAAUCGUUAGUUUUCCUGUGACUAUUGGUUAUUUAGUGCUCAUAAUAACUAGUGGAUACUUAUUCGGUAUUCCAAAGGGUUUGGGUACCGUAGUGGUAAGCGCGAACUUCGGUGUUGCUGUAGCCCAUUUUACCUUGAAGAUGUUAAGAGGAUAUUUGCCCUUGGACCGGCUGUUGAAGUCAGAUACUGCAAGAGCCCUCCUCAAAGUUAUUGCAGGACCUCAGGCUUUCAAGAUAGUUUUUUUCGCCAGAUUAACGCCAAUACCAUUUGGUUUACAGAACACAAUAUUUGCUGUAAGCGACGUUCGCGGUUGUGGCUACCAUUGGGCUACAUUGCUGGGUUUGUUACCAGCGCAGGCCAUCAACGUAUACCUAGGUUCAACGCUACGGUCAAUGCAUGAUGUGCUGCACGAGUCACACGUCACUGGUUACGUGGUCUUUGCAUUUCAGAUCCUAAUUGGAAUCACAUUAAUGGUGUGGGUGGUGCAGAAGGCUCGCAAGGAGCUAACGAUAGCCAUAAUGGCGGCUGAGCUUGGGCGUGACUCCCUAUCAACAAGCAGUUCAUCCAGCUAG
Pieris macdunnoughi is the source of this 819-nucleotide messenger RNA. NCBI's taxonomy places the organism in Eukaryota, Metazoa, Arthropoda, Insecta, Lepidoptera, Pieridae. The record is from the annotation of a GenBank genome assembly.